Messenger RNA from Dictyostelium purpureum, 243 nucleotides. RefSeq lists its product as uncharacterized. The coding region runs from base 1 to 243 and encodes 80 amino acids. The record is from RefSeq and is a predicted model, not a curated record. Lineage: Eukaryota; Evosea; Eumycetozoa; Dictyosteliales; Dictyosteliaceae. The transcript has a single exon. Gene Ontology annotation, biological process: DNA repair. Gene Ontology annotation, molecular function: catalytic activity.
AUGGAGAUACCACCAACAUUCAAAGAGACCAAAGCAUUACCAUGUAUAGUCCCAAAUGACAAAUUUAAUUGCAUGGGGAAGAGAAAAAGGAAGAUCUCUGUCGAUGUACAUAUGCACAGAAUCUGUGGCCGAUUAGGAUGGGCUAAAACCAAGUGUUCAUCAUGCCCAGUAAAUAACCUUUGCCUCGUUGGCAUCAAAGAAAUGAAAUCUUUAAUUAAAAAGAAAAAAAAAAAAGAUUGUUAA